AUGGCGUCUGUCUUCCUCCUUUCAGAGUCUCCCUGCGGCGGCCGAGAACGCCGGCCCCGCCCGCCACCCCCCUCCCUGCGCCCCGCCGCGCCGCCGAUGGAGGAGGAGGUGCGAAUGGUGCGGCCAGCCCGCCGCGGGCGAUCGGGGCUGCCCGGUGCCCGCAAACCGGGAGGACUCCGUGGGACCCGGCGACGGGGAGAGUGCCACAGCCCCGGGGAGAUGGCGCCCGCACGCCUUCGGCCCCCUCCUCCCCCCAGGACUCGCCGAGCCCCAGCGCAGCCAACUGCGCUGGCGCGGGGCUCGGCGGCGCCAUUUCGUGCUGGAGUGGAGCGGCCUCUAGGACGAGCCGGAGGAGCCUGCCUGCCGACCGAGCCUCCGGGGGCCGUCCGUGCAAUCCACGUCCAUCCGCCUGGAAAUGGGCUCCGUCUCCGCCCACGGCCGGCCCCGGCGGGCAGUGCAGACCCCAUAGGAGCCCCUGCAGCCCCCCUUUCCGGCCCCGCCCAGUCCUCGGAGUCCGUCCACCCCUCUACUCCGCCCUCAAGAGGAUUCAAAGAUGGAGGCGGCGGCCCUCUGAAACCCCUUGGGGUCCAUCCGCCGCCAUCGGAGAUCUUGCGCGGUUUUGGCUGCCCUCGGCGGCCGGGGCAGGAAGCGGGGACCCCUGCAGACCGGCGGCGGGCGGAAUUGACGGCGGAGUCCAGGACCGGGCACGGCCGCGGUCUGCAGACGGCGCUCUCCGCGGCUCGCCGGCCGGCAGAGGCCGCCGCCAUUUUCCUGCUGCCGCCGCCCGCGGAGCGCGCCAAGCUGCCGGAGUCGUGCGGAGGGCGGCGCAGGAGACCGCGUUCGCGCCGGCCCGCAGCGCGGCUGCCGUCUGGAGGGCCGCGGGCAGCGGCCGCACCCCCCCUCCCCGGGUUAUGCUGGGCCCGGCGGUGA
This is a messenger RNA of Peromyscus leucopus (white-footed mouse), 930 nucleotides long. RefSeq names its product collagen alpha-1(I) chain-like. NCBI's taxonomy places the organism in Eukaryota, Metazoa, Chordata, Mammalia, Rodentia, Cricetidae. Bases 1 to 930 code for a protein of 309 amino acids. The record is from RefSeq and is a predicted model, not a curated record. The transcript is spliced from 2 exons.